Messenger RNA from Daphnia magna, 7710 nucleotides. RefSeq names its product pecanex-like protein 1 (gene pcx). Gene Ontology annotation, biological process: endoplasmic reticulum organization. The record is from RefSeq and is a predicted model, not a curated record. Gene Ontology annotation, cellular component: endoplasmic reticulum; membrane. NCBI's taxonomy places the organism in Eukaryota, Metazoa, Arthropoda, Branchiopoda, Diplostraca, Daphniidae.
UUUAAAAAGAAAAAUUUAUUGCAGUUAAGCAAGGUAUAAUCUGUAGAUUCAAGGAUUAUUUAAUAUUUACUAUUUUCUGAAACUGAAAAUUAAAAUAUGUGGCUUAAAUAAUUUGCCGAGUGAGAAUAUUGACAACCUCUCUUAUUUAGUAUUUUGAUGGAAAACGGGAGAGGGUAGAAAAAAUGGUUAUAUCCUACCAGCUCACGGGUAUUUCUUGAAGAGCACGUAAAAAGUUGCGAAACAGUGUUUCUGGCACUUCACCGUUUUCGGAUUAAAGUUUGCUAACUAACCUCCCUAGAUACACCGUCCAUGUGUAUAAUUUUUAUAUUUAUUAAUGUGGACGUCAACUGCUGAACAAGUCGGCACUCUCCAUCAUGGGUUUUCAAACCCUGGAGAUUCUCAGACAGGGAGUAUGGGCAUCAGUUACGGGAGGAUUUUUCUACGACCCUCAUCACGACCUCUUCUGCAACACAUUCCACUUUUACAUGUGGAUGUUUCUUGUCCUGUCACCUUUCUUGGUUCAUUUGUGGUCUAGUUGUACGUGGUACCCUUGGGUGGCUUAUACUGGUUCUGUUUUGAUUGCAUUUGCUGCAAUUAAAAUAAUCAAUCUCAGAUUGCAUUUUAUGUUUGAUACCAGUGAAUCUAUUGAAGAGCAGCCACAAGACGUUCACAGACUGCAUCAUAAAGGCAACCAAGCCAAUAGUGAUUUUGAAGAUAUUGAGUUACAAGUACUGAGCACCAAAGAAACACGUUCUGACAGUGUCUCGCCAACAGUGCCUGAUACGUUCUUUCAUUCGGUAUCGAACCGAAGUCAACAAGGGCGAACAAUAUCUUCAGUGAAUGAAGCUGUGUGUGAACUUUCUGCUGCAGGUGUCACUGCUAGUAGUGAUCAACAUUGUGAUGUUAAAGUUGACGUUCACCGUAAAAGCAGUUCAGCCAGCAGCGAACCCACCAUUUUGGCACUCGAUGCCCAACCAGAGAAAACAACGCGGCAGUCAAUCACCAAGUCAAAGGGUCACGCGUUGGUCGGUGGCGAUGAUUCUUUCACGCCUGAGGCCAUGACGUCUCUCAAGUCGGUAGACACGGAGGAGGCAGAAAAGGCUGAACGGAGUUGUCUUCGACCAUCUACUGGUGGUCGACGGUUUUCCAACGUCUCCAAUUUAGCUUUCGAGAUGAGUAGAACUACAAUUUCGGCUCCGCGCCUUCAAGGCGGUGGAUCUUUAGAAUUGGGAUUUGUCUUAGAAGAUUCAGUUCAACUGACUAAUAAAAACAUUUCACGCCCUUCUGGUACUGGAGGUUUAGCAUCUGUGCGACGAACCCUUAGCGCACUUGAAACCUCGUCUGGUUCAGCUGAUCCGUCAUCAACAGCUUCUGCCCCUCAAAAUGUGGGAGGAGCCCUGAGCUACGUGAUAUGUGAUCCCAUUACGGAGCACCAAAACGCCGAACAGUUCCAUCAGCAAAGAGAUGCCGAACGAAAAAUUGAUUUAUCCACCUACGAAACUGGUGCGAUGGUCGUAGUUGGAGCAACAACGCCUACAGAGCGCAGUCCUCUACUAGUCCCUAAUGCUAAAGCGAAUGAUGAACUUCCUGACUGGGCUGCUUUCUUGACUAGCACGCCCAUGCAAAAGCAGCUGUUACGACAACCUGCUAGCAGUAGCGCCAGCAGCAGCACCACAGCCAGUCAAGAUGCUUUACAUAGUCUAAAUGUAUCGCGGACCCGGCAACUCUUUGCGUUGUCUCCAAUGCGAGCUCAUCCCAUCUCCUCCACAGAGAUUUCCAAUGGUCGUCCUGGACAAGCUCCACUUCGUGACUUAGACACGCCAACAUCUAAUUCAAGUUCUAGUAGUACAGCAGAUAGCACGGAAGGCGAAGCUAUUCGACUUCUACCUCUCCCUCCGCGAACGUUGCCCUUGCCUUUACGUUCGCCUCCUACACUAACCACAUCUAUUAGCACCACCAUUUCCAGUUCAUCUCUACCUCUGCCUUCAGCAUCCGGCGACCAAGGAGUUAUCCCCAAACGCCGUCAACAUUCCGGAACGUGUCAAAUUGAAGAAGAAUCGGAAGAAGAAGAAAAUGAAAUUGCUGCUGAUUCUACAAGAUUGCAGGAUGACGUGAGUCAAUUCACACCACCGAAAAGACGGAAAUUAGCAGCCAGACGAAGACGUCAUCCAGUUGAAUCGUCUGGCAAUAGUAUGGUAGCAAUGUUAGAAGAUGAGGCAUAUGGAAGUAGCACGGGUGCAAUAGGUCACGCACGUAAUCGGAAACCAUGUACUAACAGACCACGGCGUAGACGACGGGCAAAUGCUUUCUACACUGCCAGUGUUCCUCUUGAGAGGAAGGACCACGAUCUGAAGCGGGCCGUAGAACCGAUUUCUGUUCCGUCCACCUUCGUCUUACCCCCAUCCACCUUCCCAUGGUUUUCCGGAACUGGUACACAGACCUCCGAUAUCUCGGCCAAUUCGGGAGCCAAUAUUUCAACGGCAACGCGCAUCACCCACUUGUCAACUCCUGGAAAUAGCGCUACGGCUGGUGAACAUUUGAGCAGUUCAUCCAUUAGCUUGAGCUCAGCGUUAACAGUAGUCGUUCCAGAUAGUCCAACUGUGUUGUUUCAACCUUGUCCAAAGGAAAGGCGACGAGAAACAGAGCGGCCUGAUUGUUUGCGAAGCCGAAGUAGUCGGGAUCGAGAUCGACGGAGCCAUGGAGCUGGAUCGACGACCUCUAAUCCAGCCGCAGUAGAAACAACCAAUGUGGCCGAAUAUUUUGGAUCCAACACGAUGCAAUACCUGUUAUACAACCUACAUACUGGUCGAAGUCCCUUACAGUUUAUCAGUGCAACCAAUCUUGGUCCGGGAAGUGGAGAACGCCAUCAUGGACACGGUGCUCGCCAUCAUCAUCACCAAAAUCCUUUUGGCUUGCCAAACAUGGUGGAUAGUGUGGCUGAAGUUUUGGGUCGUGUAAAUAGUUUGCCCAAUGCCAACAACAAUCACAACGAAGCUGUUAGGCUGCGAAAUAAUGGAUCGGAACCGGAAGAACUUCAGUCACCCCCAAUUUUGCCUCUUGUUAAGAGCAGACGAUACUACCGUUUCAAAUUAUGGCCAAAGUGCCCGUGGUCAAAUUCUCCCACUUCAGGAUCCAUAAAAAUCCGCUUUGAUCGCUUAGCUCUACUGGCUUUGUUUGAUCGCAACGUCUCCUCGUGGGAUAGUGCGCUUUGCGUUCUUUUAGCCCUCACUGUAAGCAUCUUGACGGCCCUAGUACUCCGCUCUGGACUUCUUCAAGACGCGUACGCCUUUUUAUUUUGCCUGGUCUGUGCUGGAUGCCAGUACUCGAUGCUCAAAAGUGUUCAACCGGACGCAGCUUCACCCACUCACGGCUUUAAUCGACUGGUGGCUUUCAGCCGCCCAGUCUACUUCAUCGUUUUGGUCUCACUUCUCUUGCUGGCCGAUUAUUACGCCACCAAUCGCAUCGGCCGUUCUACUUAUCUUUAUGGUGUCGAAUGGGGCAGUUCCGAACAAUUGUUAAUCAUUAGAAAUUUUUUGUUGAUUCUAAUCCUCGGUUUCCCGGCCAUCUUCAGCCUGGGCCUUUUACCGCAGAUUUCUACGUUUACCGUUCAUGUUCUAGAACAAGUCGACAUCCACGUCUUCGGAGGAACAGCCGUUACUGGCCUUAGUUCAGCUAUUUUUGUCGUGUUGCGAUCAUGUUUUUUGGUAGCUCUUCUUGGGCCCGCUUUUGCUGGUUUAAAAGAGCAAGCAAAUUCACAACACAUCUUUUUUUCGGCCUAUUGUGGUCUAUUAGUCGCCUCAUGUUAUCAUGUCAGUCGUUGCUCUUCGGAUCCGUCAACCCUUUGGGGCUGGAUAAUCCAGUUGGCUACUCAAAAGGACAUAAUUGGAACAAAAGAAGAAAGCAAACCGGACACUAAGGUGCUGCCCAAUGAGGAGGAAGAAGAUUCGCUUCCUCGACAGAUGCGUGAAACGAUUGUGGCACGACUCCGUUCGGACGCCAUUGUCUGCCCGCUAGUGGCCAUUUUAGUAUUUGGCGUUCAUUGCAGCACCGUCUUCACCAGCCGACAGUUACAACCCAUCUUAGGUGAAGUGUUGUGGAUGACUCCAUCCGCCCUGGGUUUCUUGCUUCAUUAUCUCAUACCCCAGUUAAGGAAGCAACUACCUUGGCUCUGCUUCUCCAGACCGCUAAUGCGUUCACAUGAGCACAAUCAAUUUGAAGUUCACCAACCGGCUCGGCUCAUGUGGUUUGAACGAGCUUAUCUGUGGUUGACCAUGCUGGAACGCCACGUACUUUUGCCCGUCCUCUUCCUGGACGUGAUGACAAGAGAUUCACCUGUAUUGGUAACCAAAUUCGGAUUACCGGCUGGAACGAUUUUGGCCGUUGUUUGCGGUACCAAAGCUGUUCGCUCCUGUCUGACAGAUCCGUCUUCUCAGUAUCUUAUCAUCACUUUUGCAAAACUUUUAUUUGGCAAAGACUUGGCCAGUGCUGGUUAUACGGAAACUUUCCUAGUUGACUACUUUGUUGUCAGUUUGUUAAUAAGCAAAGUGGCGGAAUUCCUUCUGAAAAUUCAAUUCAUCAUCACUUACAUUGCCCCAUGGCAGAUCACCUGGGGUUCUGCUUUCCACGCGUUUGCGCAGCCAUUCAGCGUGCCGCAUUCUGCUAUGCUCUUCGCCCAGGCUGCAGUUUCAUCGCUCAUUUCGGCUCCGUUAAGUCCGUUUCUUGGGAGUGCCAUUUUCUUCACAUCCUACAUCCGACCUAUCAAGUUCUGGGAACGGGAUUAUAAAACUCGUCGAGUGGAUGCAUCAAACACCCGGUUGGCCAGUCAGCUUGAACCGAUGAGGAACCCCGGAGGAGACGACAACAACCUGAAUUCCAUCUUUUAUGAGCAUCUAACACGCUCGCUUCAGCAGUCGUUGGCCGGUGAUCUCAUGCUAGGCCGUUGGGGUGGUCCCAUUAGUCAGGGUGACUGCUAUGUGUUGGCAUCUGAAAAUCUUAAUUGCCUCGUUCAUUUAGUUGAGCUGGGCAAUGGGAUAGCGACAUUUCAGGUGCGCGGACUGGAAUUUCGAGGUACUUAUUGUCAGCAGCGCGAAGUGGAGGCAAUUUCAGAAGGUGUUGAAGAAGACGAUACAUGCUGUUGCUGUGAGCCCGGCCACCUACCUCACAUGCUAGGUGGAAAUGCUGCAUUUAACCAGAGAUGGCUGGCGUGGCAGGUGAUGGCUACGAAAUAUGUCCUAGAAGGUUACAGCAUUUCAGAUAACAAUGCAGCCAGUAUGUUACAUGUAUUUGAUUUGCGCCGGAUCCUGGUCACUUAUUACGUCAAGAGCGUGAUAUACUACGUAACCAGGUCGCCCAGGCUAGAAGAUUGGCUGACAAAUCCGUCAAUAGUUGAGGCACUCCAGUCAAUGUCGUCGGAUCGUUCAUUUGCUGAUCUGGACCCCGUCUUUAAUAUAAACAUCGACGAAGACUAUGACUAUCACGUGCCUGGAAUUACCCGCUUUAGUUUUUGUUCCGUCUACCUCAGUUGGAUCAAGUACUGUGCUGGACGUCGCGAAAAAUCCGUCGAUAGCGGUCGCGACUCCCUACUGGUAUCGCUUUGCCUAGGACUUAGUCUAUUGGGCCGCCGAGCACUUGGCUCAGCGGCUCAUUCGGCCUUAUCCAGUGUCGAAUUCUUCUUGUACGGACUUCAUGCACUCUUUAAGGGUGAUUUUCGUAUUACCUCUUUCCGUGAUGAAUGGGUAUUUAAUGACAUGGAACUUCUACGUCGGGUCGUCGCGCCGGGUGUUCGAAUGUCGCUCAAGUUGCAUCAAGAUCACUUCACAUGUCCGGAUGAGUACGACGAUCCCAGCGUUCUCUACGAAGCCAUAAGCGGCCAUGAAGAGAAGUUAGUGAUUUCUCACGAAGGCGAUCCCGCUUGGAGAAGAGCCGUCUUGUCAGGUGUUCCUUCGCUGCUUGCCUUGCGCCACGUCGUCGAUGACAACUCAGACGAAUACAAAAUUAUCAUGCUAAAUAAGCGAUUUCUCAGCUUCCGCGUUAUCAAGUUAAAUCGCGAAUGCGUCCGAGGCCUUUGGGCCGGACAACAACAAGAGCUUGUCUACUUAAGAAAUCGCAAUCAAGAAAGAGGGAGUAUACAAAACGCUAAACAGGUGCUACGGAAUAUCAUCAACUCUUCUUGUGAUCAGCCCAUUGGUUAUCCAAUCUAUGUUUCGCCGCUAAUGACUUCAUUCGCUGAAACUCAUCCGCAAAUCCGGAGCACCCUAGGUGGACCGUUAAGCAUACAGGCCAUUCGGAAGGCCGCUCUAGUCUUUUUCCGAAGAUUGAGAACGCGUUGUGGAGAAGGCUGUUCUAGCGGUGGAUCUGGAGUAGGAGGACCUGGCGGAGUGCAAUGUGGUGAUGUGGAAAUCAGUUUGGAAAAUCUUCGUUCAAAUUUAAUGUCAACGGCAACAACUACGGGUAGCUUGAAUGCUACCACGACAACGACUUCUGUUGGGAGAGGGUAUCCCGCCUUCACAUGUAGUUUUACAGGAUCAACUAGCAGUGCGCUCGGUCCAAUGGGUCUUGGAACCUACGCCGCGCUUAACGCUUCUAGCGCUGGAAUGACUUCCUUUGCAUUCAAUCCGGCACGAGGAUCGAGCCCACGCAGUUCUCUCGGCACCCAGAGAGGUAGCAUUGCUUCCACUAUGAGUGGAACGUUGAGGAAACCAUCCGGCUCUACUCUUAUUAGCCUAGCAGGUAUGCUAGCUGAAAGAGAUUCCGUAGCAGCUGCGACAGCCGCCGCCGUCACGACGGCCACGUCAACACCCAUGGGGAGUGGAACACUUAAUGGGAGUGCUCCGUCCGUACGUGAAAGACGUUCUAGUCGGGGUUCAGAGUCUCAAGAGCGUGAUGUUCGCUUACGGCGUCAAGCAGCAGAAUCAGGAGCUGGUGCUGCAACUCGGCAGAGAAAUUCUUCUGGGCGAACUGGUGAAGAAGAAAGACGUGGCGCAAGAGAACGGAGUCGCCGACGAGAUCGCUCCAGACGUGAUCGUUUUGAUCGGCUUGAAACUGCGGACACUGACCGACCUCUGUACGAAACAGAGGCAUUUAUGGACAGUCGGAUCUCUGUUGAUCAACUUGUUAAGAUUGUCGAUCCCAAUCAAGUUUACGAUACAAUCAAUCUUGGUCGACGCAUUGACGUCCUUUGGCCGAGCCAGACAAUUCGCAAUCAAGGUGGCAAAUCUUACUGGAAAUCUUGGCUUCCCGAAGAGGGCAUGGAAGGAGUGGUUGUACAUCGCUGGGUGCCUAAUCAUCCAGAUUCACGACAAAGAUCGCAUGUGGAUCGCGUUAUUCUUCUUUUGCAAAUAGAAGAUAAAUACGUCCCGAUUGCCGAAUCGGCGGUCGAACCAGUAUUAUUUGCCAGCACUAGCAUUGGGGAAUCAAGCGUCCUGAGUGAAAUUAAGGUUAAAGCCAAGGAACUCGCCGAUUAGAUUUCCAAAAAUUGAAAUUUUUCAAUUAGUUUUCUUUCUUUUUUCUUUUCUUUUUGAGUCGAGUAGGCUCAAAACAGGUGAUUAGAUUUGAAUUGUCAACUCCGAAUUGGUUUUGAUGAAAUUUGUUUGUAAAUAGUUUUGUGUUACCGGAAAUGUGUAUUGUUUGACAUUGAUUAUGGAAGGACCACUGUGAUUUACAAACAUUGUCAAUAGUAUAUGAAUGCGUGGAAUAUAAUUUGAACUGAUA